Messenger RNA from Diachasmimorpha longicaudata, 1647 nucleotides. RefSeq lists its product as uncharacterized. The coding region runs from base 1 to 1647 and encodes 548 amino acids. NCBI's taxonomy places the organism in Eukaryota, Metazoa, Arthropoda, Insecta, Hymenoptera, Braconidae. Gene Ontology annotation, molecular function: nucleic acid binding; RNA-DNA hybrid ribonuclease activity. The record is from RefSeq and is a predicted model, not a curated record. Gene Ontology annotation, biological process: DNA replication, removal of RNA primer. The transcript has 3 exons.
AUGCUCCGAACAGGAGUUGUCCACUCCACCCUUGGGGACAGUGUGGUAAGGGCUGCGUUAGGGAGGGGCUGCCCGCAGGGGGGAGUUAUCUCUCCUCUGCUAUGGCUCGUCGUUGUUGACGGCCUCCUCACUGGACUCGAGAAGGCGAGCACGCUACAUAGCAAAAUGCAGAAGGCGCUGGACUAUGUUCAGCACUGGUGCAUAUCGAAGCGCCUAAGGGUGAACCCAGGCAAAACGGAGAUGGUGCACUUUACAUGCAGAAGGAGAGGUGCUGUAAAAGCUCCCUCCAUUUAUAACACAAUGCUCGAAUUCUCGGGGGAGGUCAAAUACCUACGUAUUUGGCUCGACAAGAAGCUCAGCUGGAAAAAGCAUAUCGCCAUGCAGACUAGCAAGGUCACUCUGACAUACUGGGAGUGCAGGCGAAUGUUCGGAAGCACAUGGGGUGUAAGGCCGAGGAUGGUCAAGUGUAUCUACACAGCCAUUAUGACCCCACAGCUAACAUACGCAGCCGCCGUAACGACCCCGAGCUCAGCGUUGGAGGCCCUGCUCUUUAUGCAACCGCCACACCUAAUUAUAAGGGAGGAGGCGAUAAAAGCGGCCGCAAGAUUGCGGCUACAGGGAACAUGGAAGGGAGCCAGGAAUGGGCACGCUAGUGUCUUCCGCGCGGAUGGAGGGCUGGAAGGGCUAUUGUCGCGCGGUGCUGAAGCCUGCAGACCCAGAUGGCACUUUCGCAGAAAGUUCUCCGUCAACCUUGGGUGGGGGGAAACCCCGUCAGGAGAGGACACCGACUGGUCGCCGCCCCGCGAUCUAGUCUGGUAUACGGACGGAUCAGGGGUGAGCGGACGGGCAGGAGCGGUGGUCUGGUCAGAGGGGCCCGCAAUAGCGAGGACCAUUGGGCUGGACUCGCACGCAACCGUGCUCCAGACUGAGCUGGCUGCCCUAAGGACCUGCGCCAGGAUGAUCCUGGAGAGAGGGGACAAGGGCAAAAAGAUCUUCAUCUACUCAGACAGCAGGCGCGCGCUGAGGGUAAUACUCAGGUAUGAGUGUUGCUCUAAUUUAUUGGGUGAAUGCGUUGAGCUGAUGGAGGAAAUUGCCGUAAAUAAUCGGCUUGAGGUGGCUUGGAUUCCGGGCCACGCUGGCAUCAAAGGCAAUGAGAAAGCCGAUGAGCUAGCAAAGAACGGUAGCAACAGGGCCUUUCGGGGAGAGGUGGAGCACGUAGUCGUGCACACCGACUUUGUCAAGGACCUGGUCAAGGAGCGUGGGGAUAGGAGGAUUGUGGAGAGAUGGGACUCGGAGACGGGUGCCAGGCACACGAAAUCCUUCCUAGAAAAACCCACUAGGAAGAUCGCAGAGACUUUAUUGGGCCUAAACAGGGCUAAGCUCCGAGCUAUAAUGGGGCUUAUCACUGGACAAUGGCCCUUGGCUCUGUAUUUAUCGAGGAUAGGCAAAGGGGCUGACCCCCUAUGCAAAAGAUGCGGGUUGACGGAGGAGGAUCCUCCUCACCUAUGCACAAGAGACAGCGGGCUCGAUGAAGCCAGGUGGGAUGUUUUUGGGUCUGCAUGCACAGAUAUAUGCGUCGACAGGGACGGGAUCAAGGGGCUCUAUGAGUUUGCUCGUAGGGCACAGAUACUCGAUACAAGCGACUAG